Molecule: messenger RNA, 3968 nt
Organism: Conger conger (European conger)
Lineage: Eukaryota; Metazoa; Chordata; Actinopteri; Anguilliformes; Congridae
Product: transcription factor HES-7.1-A-like
Exons: 4
Coding region: 2984-3586 (200 amino acids)
Biological process (GO): regulation of transcription by RNA polymerase II; regulation of neurogenesis; anterior/posterior pattern specification
Cellular component (GO): nucleus
Molecular function (GO): DNA-binding transcription factor activity, RNA polymerase II-specific; protein dimerization activity; RNA polymerase II cis-regulatory region sequence-specific DNA binding
Source: RefSeq, a predicted model, not a curated record
GGCCAUAGCAAACUGGCCUUAGUGAUUAUAUACCAGGAAUAUAAAACGUUUAGUCCGUCUUCAGUGAUUAUAUUCCAGUAAUAUAAAAAGUUUGGAUAAAAUGGGCUUCGUAACCAAUGGCACGCUUCGUUUUUUUAAGUUUAGACUGUAACCUCCUCUGUUCACGUUAACUAUUUUAUUGUAUGCAGUCGCUCUGCGCGCGUGGGAAAGGUUGCGCCGCUCGCGCUGUCACAUUUCGUUUCCACUUUUAUUCAUUUAUUACGUGUUAAGGUGUCUGUGGAUGAAGCGCGUUACACAGACUGAACUCAAAGAAGCUGCCGCCGAUUGUGCACGAUUCAAUCUUCAACGUUCACACCUCUCCGGGUGUGCGCUUUCGCACGCAUUCCGAGACGCGUGCCUUUUGUCAGCGGGCCCGUCAGAAUCCACAGCGUCGCUUUGAAACGACUCUCAGAAAGAGUGUUUUGUGCAUUUUAUUUCAGGUCACAAAGCAUUUAAAAUAACAGUGCGCAUUUUUCAUUCUCGAAAAAGAAGGCGUGUAUAUGGGUGGAGUAUACGGGGGCGGAGUCAUGGCGAAGCAGCGGGUUUUAUUUCUGUAGCGUUUCGGGAGAAACACCAGAUUCACUGUCCUUUCGCCUCUCCGAUCUCAUUGACGGAAAAGAGCAUCUGUUGCUGUCAAACGUGAACCUGCUGGACAGCAAUCAUUUGGAGACCAAACUAACAUCCAAAAAGCUUCUGAAACCGCAGGUGGAGAAGCGUCGCAGGGAGAGAAUGAACCGCAGUCUGGAGAGUCUCUGUUGCAGGGGUUCCAGCACCAGCGCCCCCUGUCUGCCUGUCAGUGCUACUGCCUCUGUUCUCCCAAACUCUCAAUAUACACCUUUAUCUGCUACUAAUAUACACCCGCUUAUCUAGACCCUAUUUAAUGAGAAAAUUAUUGUUAAUUUGACUUUUAUUUUCUAAAAAGGAAGAUUUCUAUGGCUAUCAAAUAUUAUGUUUUGUCUAUAUGAAUUUAUAUCACUUAUUAUGUAUAUUAUGUCAUUUCUGUAUUUAUCACAUGACCAAGUCAUUGACAUGAACACUUGCAUAUCAAUAUAUUAUGGAUGCUGAAAUAAAGCCCAAGUCUGUGGAAAUGUUCUUUGCUCAUUUGACUUCAUUGUGAUUUUACUCAUCCAUGCCAUACUGACCACAGUUAGUUUUCUUUGUUUCCAGAAGUGCUCUUUUACACUGUAGAAACACGGUUUAAAAGAACAUAUAGUAAAUCAGAUCUUCGCGCUCACCUGCUAUUUCAAUGGCGCCUUUGACACCUCGCGGCUCCCCGUUGUCUGUUGUCAAUCGCGAUCUCGUGCCGCAUAAAUUAGAACAAAAGGUGCGGAAAGGCCACGCGCCAGUUCUCCUCACUUCCGGCGGUCGCACCUCUUUGAUGUCACCGGCCGGAGGAUCAAAGGCUCUGACUGCCAUGGGAACUGUAUGCUGUUAAAGGCCGCUAGCCGACUAAAGUUCGCCUGGCUACAUCUCUUAAAAAUCUACAUCAUCUUCAUACAACUUCAAGUUGCCUAAACAAUAAUCCAGUAACAGCAAUGUAUUUCUCACCGAAAAGAAAAUUCAGACAAAUAAAGACAGAAUACACAAAUAGUUUUGCUUAAAUUGUUUUUAUUAUAAAAUGAAGAAAAAAUACAAAGCUCUUUAUGAAAGCAAAUCACAAGUUAUCAUAAUAUGAAUUGAGUAACAUGUCCAGAUUACACGAACCUGUACAGAGUGCAUUUCUCUCAGAAAAGUUUACAUUUCAUCCCUAAUUGACUAACUAUUAGCUAUCAAUUAACACUGGGCAUGUCAUAGACUUAUGGUCUGCAUUAAAUGCAUGAUAGUUUUGAAUGAGUUUGGACACGUGCCCAUCCAACCAAAACAGUCCUUUAUUUUCAGUGUAACAUUGGGCAUCGUUUUACGCUAUGCAGGCCGAGGUUAUUAAUACAUUGGACUAAACAUACAGUCAAAUUCGCUCAUUUAAAUCCCAAAUUAGAGCUGCAUCCAGUUCCUGUACAUUUUGGAAACUUCCCUGAAAAGCACACAAUGGAAAUAAAUACAUGAAACUGAUUAAAAACAGAAAAUAGUUUAUUUUGGAUGUAAAAUGAGGCCCAAGCAUUUGUCAGAGCAUUGCUGUGGGUGUGAGCGUGGGAUCUGGUGCGGGAAUCUGUUCCCGUUGUUCGUGUGAAAGGAGCAAUUCGCUCAUUCUCCCCGGCAUAUUGUUACCUGUUAGAAUUGACUCGCAGCCGGCGACAGAAAGAGGUCCGUCAGUGCCAAGCACGCGUGCCUCGCCACGGGAACGGAUUCGCUCAGGUGGAGGUGACAGCAGCACGCGCUCAGUGUUCACACCGUAACAACGUCACCCCUCUCUUCACUCGCAUUUACAACACUGGAAAAUCUGCAUUUGCCUUUCAGUUAAUUCUACUCGUAUUCCCAGUGGGGCGAAGUGUGCUAUUGGUUACGGAACCCAUUUUAUCCAAACCGGUCUUCUUCCACAGAGAGAUGACAAGUGGGCUAAACGGAAAGACCAAUGAAGACUGGAACGUCCCUGAUAGAUGAUGAAGAAAGUCCUUUUUUAAUGUGAUAAAGAAAGGCGACAUUUAUUCAAAUACGUUUUAAUGCAACACCAUUCCGUAAUUUAACUGCACGAUACAAUUUGUCUUCACAUUUUUCGUUAUAUUUGGACAGUAGGCUAACGUUGGGAGAAUUCUCAAGUUUCCCAGAGCCGCGUGUAAUUGGUUUAAGUGGUUCACCACUGUAGGACGCGUUUAUUGGCUAUUAGAGGUGAAUUGGGGGCGGGCUCUUGAAGGCGGUGUCACAGGCCAGCUGGGCGGAGCUACAAAGAAUAAAGUCUCGUGAAGACACUGCUCAAACUCCACAGAGACUCACAGGAUCUAAACACGCACGGCCAGGACAGCCGAUACCGAACUCUGCUCCUCUUGCUGAUCGAUCAAAAGACACAGUGAUGGAGGUGAUAAUGAAGCCGGCUGGCACCAGCCUGAAGGUGGAUUUAAAAACAUCAAGAAAGCUUCUGAAACCGCAGGUGGAGAAGCGUCGCAGGGAGAGAAUGAACCGCAGUCUGGAGAGUCUCAGAGCGCUGCUGUUGCAGGGGUCCCAGCACCAGGCGCUGUUGAGUGGUCGAGUGGAGAAAGCAGAAGUCCUGGAGCACAGCGUGCUCUUCCUGCAGAGUGUGGGCCACAGAGGGGCAGCUGAAGGCAGGCAUCAGCAGGACUUCCAGGACGGGUUCUCCCGCUGCCUGCAGCGAGCCGCGCACUUCCUGCGGGACAACAGGGAGGGAGCGCUGAGCUCCGCCCUCUCCCAUCGCCUGACGCACCCUGGCCAGGUCCCCAGAGCUCCCAUCAGCCCCCGCUCUACCCACGCUCAGCCCAAGGGACAGUGUGCCCAGCUGGGGGUGCAGAACUGCCCCUGCAACCAGCAGCAUGGAGCCCCCCUCAGGAAUAACCCCCCCCACCAACGCACAGCACACCCCAACCUGCCCCAGCGCCCCCACAGAGAGGCUCUCACACCCCCCACAAACAGCCCCUCUCUCUGGAGGCCCUGGCCCUGAACGCUGCCUCCUGAUUUGACUGGGACACUGCAGUAAAGAUGAUGUCAUUGAUAAACUGCUGUAUAUGACAUCAUUCAAGCACUUAGAACAGACCCCCGUGUAAACACGGUGGCUAACAUGAUUUAGGCACUCUACAUAUUUAUUUAUAAUUCAUGUCACCAACAGUAAGAUUCAUGUAAACAUUUCAGGAGAAAAUGUGUUAUUUAAAAGAAAUAUAGUUUAUUAAAGUUGUAUGUAAUUAUUCUAAUAAGUUGGGUACAUAGCUUUUAAAUAUUUAGCAUUAUUCCCACUUACUAUGUUUAUAUGUUUGCGAUAUAUCUCAUCUUGGAUUUUAAUUCAUGUAAAAAUCUAUUUUUGCCAAAUUAAUUUUGCAUUUGUAGCA